GCUCAACAUACGUGCAGUCUCAUCCAUACAGUCUCACACAGCGAAACGGAAACGAAGAACAAGAAGGAAAAAUAGUUUUUUAUCAAAAUUUGUGUCACUCCAAGAGAAGAAGCGCUCACUGGAUUUAUCGACCCUACAUUUUCUAGACUAUCAGCUUCACCGCCACCUUCUACUGAAGUAUUCCUGGGUAAUUACUUAAGUUAGUAACUACCCAAUCAACCAUGGCGCUCCUGGAAGAAUUCGCGGAGGCGAAGGUAUCGGUGCUUACGAACGACGGCAAGUACUUUGUGGGCCUGCUAUCCGGCUUCGACCAGGCGACGAACGUGAUUCUGACACAGUGCAACGAACGGGUCUACCACGCUGACGACGCUGCCGAGGAGAUUUAUGGAAGCGUCAGGUUUGAAAUCGACAAAGUUGAAAUGAUUUGUCAUGCAUAAAAUGUAGAGCACUGAUGGCCUGUAUUGGGGAGCAGGCAAAUGAUACCGAUUGCAAGCCUGUUUAGGGGUAUGCAAUGCGCUGCCAGUGUAGCAUCACAAGAGCAGUCUCCUUUGCCAAAACAGCAUGACAGACUGGAUUUUGGCGCUCCUAAAAUUUGUCAUGCGCCGCUUGGAAACUGAGGCUCCAACUGGUAUCGAUUUUAUGCAUCACAAAUUUUUCGAUUUUGUCGAUUUCGAUUCUGACACAUCCAUAAGAUUUUCCUCGGUCUCUACGUGAUCCGCGGGGACACCAUUGCGGUGAUUAGCGAACUAGACGAGGGUAUGGACGACCAAAUCGACCUGAAAACCAUACGAGCCAGUCCCAUGAAACCCGUGGUGCACUGAGCGAAGACAUAGAAAUCACGCGACGCGAGUCGUUAGUACGAUUAAGCUGCCACUGCUCGUCUCGUUGCGUACAAUCAUAAUCAACACUUUAGCUCACUUCCUUCGCGCACGCUAGCAUCGGAACGAAUCACAACCGGAAAAGAAAGAAUGUCGACGUCACCGAUGUCGGCAGCAAGAUUAUCUACGAGGUCCUUCUAGUGUUCGACGUAGUUGUUUACGAUAGCAACUUUAAGAAAAUCCGACACGAAGUGACGAGGAACAGUCACGCGUUUUAUGGCUGUUUCGCACCUGCAAGUAGAUCAAAAAUGCAGAUUGUUGGAGAGAAACUGUCCCGAGGAGCAACUUUUGUGAGCCAAAAAUGGCAGGAGCUAGUACUUUUUCAUCCGCGUCUAACGUGUCUCAGUGUCUUUGUGAGGCGUGCGCGCUGGGCGAUCUGGACCGCGUUCAAUCGCUUCUCGCCGACAUCAAAGCUACAAGUGCUGAUGAAGCAGCGCUCCUUCGCAGUCCGUCAGUGAUCCGCUUGAAGCCAGAACUGGACCGAAAACUCGGGUCGCAUGCAGUUUGGACAGAGCAGGAAGACGAAGAGCCGGAGUCCAGUUCUAUUAAACCUGUUCUGGGCUCAGUCUUCACUCCGGGAUUUGACACGUAUCUGUUACGCUCUAAGGAAACUGCGAACGCGAGCGGCAUGACCGGGCCCUGCAAAUCUUGCUCGGUUUUGCAAUAUGCGGCCUUCUCGGGGAGCGUAAAACUCGUAAAAUUUCUUGUUGAAGAGAAAAAACUCCCACGAGAUCUGAAGGGUGAAUUUUCGUGGUCUCCCGCGAGCAUCGCCUAUUGCCGACGGUUCAAAGAAGUAGCGGAGUUCUUGCAAAAAAAAUUUCCAGAACAAAGUUCGUCAAU
Molecule: messenger RNA, 1718 nt
Organism: Amoebophrya sp. A120
Lineage: Eukaryota; Dinophyceae; Syndiniales; Amoebophryaceae
Source: the annotation of a GenBank genome assembly